Nicotiana tabacum (common tobacco) is the source of this 798-nucleotide messenger RNA. RefSeq lists its product as uncharacterized. NCBI's taxonomy places the organism in Eukaryota, Viridiplantae, Streptophyta, Magnoliopsida, Solanales, Solanaceae. The record is from RefSeq and is a predicted model, not a curated record.
AUGGCUUACCAUUACCAGCUAUCCUCCCUCUUACUGCUUGCAUUUCUCAACUUGUGUUUCAUCCAUGGCCCGAUAACUGGAGCAACCGCGCGUCGUCUUCUAGAGACGCCCCUCCCCGAGAUUCCUAAACCAGAGUUCCCUAAAGUUCCAACCUUGCCAAAGCUUGAGAUCCCAACUGUGCCGAAGCCUGAGCUUCCAACCAUACCAAAGCCUGAAAUACCAGCUGUUUCAAAGCCUGAGAUUCCUAUUAUGCCAAAACCUGAAGUACCAACUCUAUCAAAGCCCGAGCUACCAUCCAUCCCGAAGCCCGAGUUACCAACCUUGCCAAAGCCUGAGAUCCCAGUUAUGCCCAAGCCUAAGUUACCAGUUGCUCCGAAGCCUGAGUUCCCAACUGUGCCAAAACCCGAGCUUCCUGCUGUGCCAAAGCCUGAGAUUCCAGCAAUGCCAAAACCCGAGCUUCCUGCUGUGCCAAAGCCUGAGAUUCCAGCAAUGCCAAAACCCGAGCUUCCUCCCCUGAAAAAGCCAGAAAUCCCAACAGUCCCAAAAACUGAGGUUCCUCCAGCUAUAAAAAAGCCUGAAGUUCCAGCUUUGACAAAGCCCGAGGUACCAAUUGUGCCAAAGCCAGAAAUCCCAGAACUACCAAAGCCAAAAAUCCCGGAGCUACCAAAGCCAAAACUACCAGAGCUUCCAAAGCCAGAAGUCCCAGCUAUGCCAAGGCCUGAAAUCCCAGAACUGCCUAAACCAAAAGAAAUAUCUUUUCCUUCACUUUCUCCACCACACAAACCCGCUACUCCUUGA